GAGGGAGUGGGGGGGAAGGACCCCUUUUGCUCUGCAAGAUCUGAAGGGGGCUUUGGAGAUCUGGUCAGCUUUCAGGAACAUCUGAAUCCUCUUAGAGCUCCGCGGCCCAGCUGUGAGUGUGUGCGAGCGAGCCGGGAGAGGGGAGCGGGGCGGCUGGUGCUCCUCCAAGCGCAUUAAGGACACUCGGGCCUUUUAAUUUUAGGAAUGAAUGCUGAUACUUGUGUUUCUUAUUGUGAUCCGGCUGCCAUGGAGUCCUACUACAACGCAGCCUCCCAGAGCACAGAGGGCUCCUCGCCUUUUAGGGCAUUUCAAGCGAGUGACAAGUUCAGCCCCGCUUUCCUGGCCAGCAAAGGACAAGGCUUUGGUGACAGCAGCAGCAAGUGCCGGAGCCGCUAUAGCCAGCAGGAAUGUCAGUCCCUGGAUGGCAGUGGGCAGGCUCCGAGCUCGGCCGGGGCGCAAGGCUCCUUUAACAAAUACCCAGCUCAGCAGCAGCAGCAUCUCUACAUGCAGCGAGGUCCCUGCAAAACGCCGCCGGAGAGCAACCUCAAGCUGCAAGAGACCAGCGGCCACAACGGAGCCCUGCCAGUGCCCUGCUACGGUAAAGAGAGCAACUUGGGAGAAGCCGACUUACAGCCAAGCUCUGAUCCUUCGGGAAUGGACAGCAGCUACCUCAGUGUGAAGGAGGCUGGAGUGAAGGUUCCCCAGGACAGGGCCAGCACUGACCUCCCCAGCCCCAUGGACAAGACUGACUCAGAGAGCAACAAAGGCAAGAAGCGGCGGAACCGCACCACUUUCACCAGCUACCAGCUGGAGGAACUGGAGAAAGUUUUCCAGAAGACCCACUACCCAGAUGUCUAUGCCAGGGAGCAGCUAGCUAUGAGGACAGACCUCACUGAGGCCCGAGUACAGGUUUGGUUUCAGAACCGGCGAGCAAAAUGGAGGAAGCGAGAGCGAUUCGGUCAGAUGCAGCAAGUCCGCACCCAUUUCUCAACAGCCUAUGAGUUGCCCCUCCUAACCCGAGCGGAGAACUAUGCCCAGAUCCAGAACCCAUCCUGGAUUGGGAACAAUGGUGCUGCCUCUCCUGUGCCUGCCUGCGUGGUCCCCUGUGACACGGUGCCCUCCUGCAUGUCCCCCCAUGCUCACCCCCACGCGGCCGGUGGAGUCUCCGAGUUUCUGAGCGUCUCCAGCCCAGGCAGCCACGUGGGACAGACUCACAUGGGCAGUCUGUUUGGCACUGCUGGGAUCAGCCCGGGCCUCAAUGGCUACGAGCUGAACAGUGAGCCGGACCGCAAGACCUCCAGCAUCGCAGCCCUGAGGAUGAAGGCAAAGGAGCACAGUGCUGCCAUCUCCUGGGCGACAUGACAGAGCUGCGGCCAACGCCCUGCAGACACUGAUAGAGCAAAUGGGGACAACCAAAUAAAUCCAUCCGCUUGGACUCAAGACAGCCAUUGCCUCCUUGGAGAUCUGCGUGCAGCACUUUUAGCUACCCUAGGCAUGUAGAGUACAUAUGUUACCGUAAGAGGAGUGUUACAGGCAUACACAUGGGCAGCUCCCAGGUUCCUGGGAUCAGGUGGGAUAAAAGGAAGGUGCGGAGUUUCACCUCUCCCAAAGAGACUUGGCUUUCCUUCUACCACAGGACACUCUCUUGCUGCCAUACUCACGUUGCCAAUGACCAGGGCAUUUUUCUCCCUGCUCCUUUUCUGACACCAGAUCUAACUUGCCACAGAGCUAGAGCUGCCAGUCAUUUCCAGGUGAUUUUUCUUCCCCUCAUACAAAGUUGUUAAGGUAUCAUUAUUUCUCAUCCCAUUUGUUCUGCCCCAUACAGAGCCUAGAGGCACCAGCAAGGAGGCAUCUUCUAGGAAGCCCCAGAGCUCUUGGCCUCUAGGCAGGAAUCACAACUCUUAGCUUGAGUGGGGAGGGUAAUCCUGGCUGGAAUGCAAGUGCCUUUGCCCCCAUCUCGUCCUGCCCUUGAUUUUUUCCGUCUUGCACAAUCUUAGAAGAAUCAAGGAACUGUGUAGUUUCUUGGGGUGUGGUGGUGGUGGUCCUCCCAACAGAGCACCUCGAGGAGAGAGAUGAGCGCCACCUUUGCUGGAAGGCUUAUCCUGUAACCUCAAGUGUUAGCUCCUAUACCCCACCCCCCUUCAGUCUCCCUCCGUUCAGAGUAGAAGGUGAUUUCCAAAAGUGGUCCUUUUUCUUGCUUUUUCAAAAAUUUUAGGGGUGAAGUACCCAGUAAGCUUCACACCCGCCUAGGAAAAAAGCUAACAUUUAUAGUGUUUGCUUUACUGAGCAGAGAUCCAUAGUGGGGAAGAGACAAUAAGCCUGAUAGUUUUCUUCUCUGUUUAUUCGGUCAGCAGCUACUGCCUUCUACCUACAAUCAGUCACUCAGUUAAGUGCAGCUGUUGGGGAGGCCCUGUCCAACACAGGCGUGUUGGUAUCUGUAGCAGAAGUGAGAUUCCCUUGAAAAAUGGUUCUAGCACUAGCACACACCUGGUUUCCAGCUUGGAUGCAUCUGUGGAAUCCUUCAACAACCGUCCCUACCCCCCCGCAUCCCUCCGCCCCACACAAGAUGCAGGAUUAGUAUGUCUAGUAUUGUUAUAUAUAGCAGAGUACCCCAUACGUAACAACCAUCUCCAGGCAUCUCCCCAGCAGUCGAGGAAAUGUGGCCUCCAGUGCUCAUCCUCUUAAAUUCCAGUCAGCAGGGAGAAGAGUGCAGAAGAAAGGCAGAACCUCCUGAACUGUCCAUGUCCUCACAGUCUGGGGGGGUUUCUUGGUUUUUCUCUCUAAUUCAUAUUGGGUGCAUCUACACAUGCCUUAAGGCUUUUUCUAAUGAGCAUUACAUUUAGUACCUCCAAUGUGAGGUACUAAAGAAAUGCACAUUAGGUGCCGUAAUGCACAGUAACAAAUACGCACAAUUUUUAAGUGACGUGUAAUGCGCUGUAGUCUAGUUUACUGCGCAUUAGUGUAAUUGCACAUUUUUUCUAUGUGAAACUUCAAUGCACAGUAAAAUAGGCUACCACGCAUUAAAGUGUACAUGUAGAUGUACCCAUUUUGUUUUAUUACCAGCAUCAUUAAUUGACUUUGGGGUGAGCUCUCCCUCCAGAGCUAAGUCCUCCUCAGAUUUUCCAACAAGUCCAUGGUACUUGGUAUAAUCUCCAAACCUGCCUUUAUACUAUCACUUAAACACAAUACUGCUAGAUUUGACACAACACUAAAGACAGGAUGGAGUGAUUCUGGUAGUACUCAUCCUUCAUACCUGAAGCAAUUUAAUCAACAUGGGUUGGGUGCAUCUGCUCAUGAAAAUAAGAAGCUGCAUCAUAGCUUCAUCACUCAUGCUCUCCCAGGAAUCUUCUUCCAUGUUGAUUUGAGGCUUAUGUUUGUAUGCAAGUCUAGUGAUUUCAGUAGCAUUACAUCUGGAUGAACUUGGCUUACCAUAUUUGAACCAAUAGAUUGGGCUGAGGAUGCUAAUUCUUUUGAGACAAUUGGUGAGUUUUUCUGUUGGAGAACAACAACAUUAAGAAACAAGUUCCAAGAACAGUCUCUGCUACUUAGAGGAAGGCUUCAUUUCCUUUAAGCAGGAUCAUCCCACUGGUGUUCUGGGCAGGGUAAUGCAGAAUUUUCCCAUGUAUAAAACUAACAGUGUCCCUUUGGCCUCUGUUCUUCUUGGGAGUCUUGUUUCAAUACAUUUUGGAAAAUCUAACCAUGAGGCUAAACAUUGGACUAUUCUAAAUGUAGGUUCCAAGCUAACUAUGUGUAUAUAAUAUAUUAUUUAUAUAGUGCCUCACUGUUGCUGUGCACUAUAUAAAUGAUAUGGCUAUAUUAAUCUAGCAUUAAUAUAUAUUUAUCAGAAUAAGCAAAACUAAUACUCCUAGCUCAUUUUUUUCUUGAAAAAGUAGGGCUGGUAGAAUGCUAAGGGGAUCUUUACUCUGUGCUCGCAGGAAAGAUGUCACAUACGUAUCCAGAAGACUCUGCAAUAAGGUGUCUUCAGUCAGGGCUAAGUGGCAAAAUGUUCCUUGCAUGGGAAGCUGUUUGGGUUUUUUUAUUUGCUAAAAACGAUGCUGAUUGCCACACCAGGCAAUUAAUUACAUUGGAAAAACUGCCAUUCUAGUGGUUGUAUUAGAGGCACUGUCCAGGCAUAGACCACACUUAAAUUUAAAUCCUUCUUACCCCUCUCCUGAGCUUUCUUAUGUUAAUAAAAACACCUUUCCAGAAUAAAAAUAAGGCAGCCCAGAUAGUGGAAAAGAAUCCAGGACAGUAGAUCCAGUGUCCUGGGAGAGGCCCCUAGGUGCCCUCACUUCAGUCCAGAUCUAAGCCCUUGAUUGACUUUUCCACACAUACAGUUAAAUUGCUUUGUUUCUGCACCGCUUCCUGCUUGGCCAGUGAUGUUCAUGUGGUUGGUUUCACCUUCUAGCUUUGCUGUACUAGCUCAGAUCUCUUCUGUUUGGGUUGCCAGCUCUGUGCAAGAAGGGGCAUUUUUGCACAGAUUGGUGUUUCUAUUCUCUGAGCCCAUUUCUAGUUGGUUUCAUAUUCAUCCAUUUUGUUCUUAAAUGAAUGUAGUUAGAAACCUAAUUGUCCAACUACACUGGGAUAACACAUACCUCUUCUUAAAGCCACCUUAGUGGCACUGGAGAGAUUUUGUAAAUCAAUAAAUACUUUGGCCACCACAUAGCCUCCCCUUACCCCGCCACUAGAAAAGAAUAGGACUUAGUUGCUGAAUGUAAUGGGGAUCCUUUAGUGAGACUGCCUGACACAGACAGGCUCUGUGGUUCAUUUUGCCUGCCUAGUUCCCAUCUUGUUCUACUCCUGGUCACCACCACAGUCUGUGCAAAGCCUGGCCUGAUCUACAGUUAUGGAAGGGCUUGAGUACACUACCCAAGCCAGCUGUAGUUGUCCACCUGCUAAGGCUCUGCAUCAGGAAUGGAGCACCACUCUCCUCCUACAUACCCCUAACUUCACACAAUUUGCCAAAAAGAUGCUACAUUUGGGAGGAUAUCAAAUCUUGCCCAUACAUUUCAGCUAGAAGAUGAUGUUUGGGGAGAGCCUGAGAUGAAGUGAAACCCGACUUUUUCUACCUCUCCUCAUCAAAUCUGUGCUCCUCUUCCUCCUUCUCCUUUCAUGAGUCUCACAGUAAAAAUGGCCUUAACAUAAAACCUCCUUUAUAUGUCACUGAACAAGAAUUGCCCGUGGCCCUAUUCUAACCAGGGGCAAUGACCAGGAAGCGACUUUGUUAGUAACUGAAUGCUGAAAGCUGAACAGCACAACAAGCCUCCUUCCUCAAUGGCAGGAGACACUACUGUGCAAUACGGGAUAGAUCACGGGUACAUGGGAAGGACCUCUUCUAGCUCCAUUUCAUAUACAGUACAAGGAAAAAUGGUGUACAGAAUAAUAGCAGGAAAUAGUAGCAAGUAGGCAAAUUAACCCCUCUUUUUAUAACUGAGGCAGCUUUAAAAAGGCUGUGAUGGGACAGUUUAGGCCUGAUUUUGUAAGCUGCUGAGCCCCCUCCAUUCCUCAAGGUCAGUACAAGUUGAACAGGUUCUAGGGGUACUAGGGGUGUCUCUGUUGAGAUCAAUGGGAGUUUUUACUGUACUUCACCCAAGCCAUUAGUAACUUGCAGGAUGAAGGUUUAUAUGCCUUGAUUUAUUAAAGACAGUUAUUUUGAGGAAACAGAGAAGUGACACUGGCAUGGCAUUUCAAUCCCAAAUUUUCUUUCUCUAAAAUCCUUGUACAAAAUAUCCCAUUGACUCAUUAGAUUUGUGCUAUAGCCAACCAGUCUUGCCCAUCUCUGGGGCAUGGAAUUACAAGAGCUGUGUUGAAGAGGGGGGUGGCGGGACAAGGGGGGCAGUGUCCAUUGGAAGAAAUAAGUGCCAUUCAGCGCCUCCAGCUACUUAUAAGUACUUCUGCUUGCUUGCACUCUCUCUCUCUCUCUCUCUCAAUCUGGAGCUGCCUUCUGAGUGCCAUUCCCCCACAAGGUCCUAAUUCAGUGAUACAAAGUGGAGCUGAAAGGUGGAACGUUGUUACUUGAAAGCAUUAGAGCCAGUUAAUAUAUGUGUGUUAUGGUGUGCACACACACACACACACACAAAAUUUUAAAAAACUCUUCAACUAGAAAAAAAAACUUAAAAAAUAUAGAACUUUCUUUAAACCAACCAUGGCUUAUUUUGCCUUCCCAGUUAUUGCAUUGGUGAUCCUUUCAGUCCUACCCUGCAUCAGCUCAUGACAGGGAGGCACCUUUCUUCUUGACUUUUCUAUUCUCUUCGUGAUCUUUUGAUAUUUUAUAUUUUGCUACCCUCUGUAACUGGAGUUGUGAUCACCUAGCCUUGGACUUGCCAACCUUAAGCCUGCCUGUCUGCCCAAAUAGAAAUACAACCUUAAGCCUGCCUGCCCACUUAGAAAAAAAAUUACAGAACAGAGUGACAGGCAUGACUGGAGAUGGGAGUUUUCAGCAGCUGGUCAGGAUAACUGGCUCAAGUGCCUAGGACCAGUGCCACAGUGCCAGCAACGGUGUUUUGCUCUCUCCUGCGCUCUCUGCUGGCGACCCUAAAGGUUUAGAAAACUCCAGAGAAGCUGUGCCCUCUAGCAUGAAUCCAGUGCUCCAAGAGGAAAGGAUACAGCAGCAGCAGCCAGUUUUCUUCUGCCCAUCAUUAGAAACACGGAGAAAGCACUGAAGCUUGAAAAUGGGAACAGGCCUAACAGCAGCAUGGCUCCCAGAGCGUGUUAACAUGUGGUCAGGCACCAACAUCUAUCCAACGACCUGGUAGCAUUUAUUAGUGGCAAUAAUGAAUAUUUACAUAACUUAAAAAAAUAUUUCUUACAUAUUCCCUGCUCCCAGGUUUUCCAGUAGGCCCCAAAAUGGCUCCUUUCUACCAGCUACCAAGAAGGGUGCAUGGGUUUCAUAUAGAUGACACUCAGAGAAUACCUGGUUCUGUAAAAUAAUCAGAUCAUGGAGGGUAGGAGAGAACAGUAAUGCAUUUUCCCUCAAUACGUGGCAUGGGCAUGGUAAGUUUCUGAAACUGAAUGAAGUUCCUCCUAUUCUCCUGCCCCAGAACAAGUUUCUUAAGAGACCCCAGUGCUGGUGAAGCAGUCAGGCAGGAGGACUUGCUUUCUGCCACCCAGGAGGCUCCAAAAUGCUGUUCCUGCAAGCUCCUAGUAGGCCCACAAACCAUCUGCUGUGCUUGUUCUUUCCUUUAAAAUACACUAAUGAAUUAAAGGUCUCAUCUCUUUGGCACUAAUAUUGCUAGUUCCCUGUAACAAUGGACUGAGAAAUCAAGGCAAAGGCAAAUUGGCUUAAUCUGUUGCCUAGGUUUGAAAUUUGUAACAAAGGUGUGGCCCAACAGAUAGUAGCUGGAUAACAACACUUAAAAGAACAAAUCUAGGUGUGUGAGCAAUAGUGCACCUAUACACACGUAUAGGUGGCUGAACUGUGUGCAGAAGGUACAGUGUGAAUGUGCAAGCUUGUAUGCAGUGUUGUGUGCAUAUCCCAUAUGCCAUCUCUGUGUUUGCAGUGAGUAUGUGGAUUGCACUGUACAGUCUGGAUGUGGUAUGUGCCUGCAUGUGAUGUGUCCAUUUAUAUGGGGAGGCUUCUUUUUUUUUUUUGCGGGUGUUCCCAUUCACCGAGUACCCCCAGACUUCGCAGUAUGUUGUAAAACACUCUAAAAACAAACUAAGCUCAAAAGGUAGUUUCCUGGAAAGGGUUUCAAAAAUAAUCAAACAGACACAGAGGACUGUGUUUAUUUUGCUGCUCUGACUGACACAGCAAAAAGCAAACAGACUGAAUUAAGAAUUAAAUCCAAAUGGGAACUGCAGCAGAAUCAUGCUGAAAAUCAGGCAGCCAGUCUCAGCUUUACUAAUGGUAUUGCAGGGAGGCAAAAGAUUGACCUUGUACCUUAUUAACUCUUUGCUGGUAACAUGAUUACUUCCACCCCACCCCUCUCCACAUAUCUAGAUAGAUAGAUAGAGCUAGGACUUUUAUACUACUGAUUUUGAAGGACAGUUUUCAAUGUAUAGUAAUAUUAUCAGUUUAGGUGUGCAGUGUUUGAAAGAGAGAAUGGGAGAAAGAAAGAACACAAACCUCAAUCAAUACUAUUGUUCUUGUUGUAAAAUAUUGUAACCUUGUAUAAACGCAACUUUUUCUUUAGCUUAACAGCCUGGGGUAGAAGAUAUUAAGAAAAAACAUUAAAAACCAAAAAAAAGUUCUGGGGAAAAAAUGAAUUUUAAAAAGUAUGAAGAAAUAUUGCAAUGUGAGGUUUGUGCCAUUCAAUUUUAAUGCCUAUGCAGACAUGUAUUACAAGUUCAUUACAGUGUAAUAUUAAAAAAGAGAAAACAGUCUUGCAUCUUGGUUCUUUUUAAUUUUUUUUUUUUUUUGGAAGUAAGUUAUUGCACUUACAGUGUUUAGGGGAGGGGGGAGGGGUUGGACUUUCUGGGUGCUUUUUUUUUUAAAAAGGAAUGAAAUUGCUGGAGAUGAGAUGAGUUACCUACAGCAUUGGCUGAGCGGAUCCAAAGGUUGUUGUUGCUGUUGUUGUUGUGUUUGCAAUAAACUCCUUCUCUUCUCUCCUCUCAA
Alligator mississippiensis (American alligator) is the source of this 8554-nucleotide messenger RNA. RefSeq names its product ALX homeobox 4 (gene ALX4). NCBI's taxonomy places the organism in Eukaryota, Metazoa, Chordata, Crocodylia, Alligatoridae. The transcript has 4 exons. Gene Ontology annotation, molecular function: DNA-binding transcription activator activity, RNA polymerase II-specific; RNA polymerase II transcription regulatory region sequence-specific DNA binding. The record is from RefSeq and is a predicted model, not a curated record. Gene Ontology annotation, biological process: regulation of transcription by RNA polymerase II. Bases 205 to 1362 code for a protein of 385 amino acids.